AUGGAGUUUAUUAAAGAGGAGAUUGAAGACACGAGUGAUCCAGAACCAUCCAGAAUAAAACAAGAAGAUACUGAGGAACAAACAGACUGGAUUGAAGUAAAACAGCAAAGACCUGAGGUGAACGAAUUGAAGGAGGAAAACAGUAAAAUCAAAACUUCAAGAAAAAAAGCCAAACAGAUGCAGACCUGCUCACAGUGUGGAAAGACUUUCAGAGACAAAGGAAACUUUAAGAAGCACAUGAGAAUCCACACUGGAGAGAAACCGUACACAUGCCCUCAGUGUGGAAAGAGUUUUACUGAUGAUGCAAAUCUCCGUAAACAUCUGCUCUUUCACUCUGGAGAAAAACCUUUUAGCUGUGAUCAGUGUGGUAAAAAGUUUAUUUCACCAUCACAUCUAAAAAGUCACCUGACAGUUCAUUCAGAUGAGAAACCUCAUGUGUGUUCUUACUGCGGAAAGAGUUUUUCAUGGCUGGCCAGUUGUAAACAGCACCAGAAAACACACAAUGAAGUGAGAGAUCAUGUGUGUUGUGAGUGUGGGAAGAGCUUUACUAGAGCUUGCAAUUUGAAAGUUCACCAAAGGAUUCACACUGGAGAAAAACCUUACAAGUGCUCAUAUUGUGACAAGAGUUUCACUGAGUCUGGAAGCCUGAAAGCACAUGAGCGAGUUCAUACUGGAGAGAAGCCGUAUCACUGUACUCAGUGUGGAAAGAGUUUCAAAGAUGCAUCUGGUCUCAGUUAUCAUCUGCACGUUCUUUCUGGAGAAAAGCCGUUUAGCUGUGAUCAGUGUGGUAAAAUGUUUAUUUCAUCAUCAUGUCUAAAAAGUCACAUGACAGUUCAUUCAGACGAGAAGCAUGUGUGUUCCUUCUGUGGGAAAGAUUUUUCAAGCCUGCGCAGUUAUAAAAAGCACCAGAAAACACAUGAUAAAAAGAGAGAUCAUGUGUGUUGUGAGUGUGGGAAGAGCUUUACUACAGCUGCCUUUCUGAAACAGCACCAAAGGAUUCACACUUAA
Onychostoma macrolepis is the source of this 1008-nucleotide messenger RNA. RefSeq names its product zinc finger protein 239-like. The transcript is spliced from 2 exons. The record is from RefSeq and is a predicted model, not a curated record. Lineage: Eukaryota; Metazoa; Chordata; Actinopteri; Cypriniformes; Cyprinidae. Gene Ontology annotation, biological process: regulation of transcription by RNA polymerase II. Gene Ontology annotation, molecular function: RNA polymerase II cis-regulatory region sequence-specific DNA binding; DNA-binding transcription factor activity. Bases 1 to 1008 code for a protein of 335 amino acids.